Aphanomyces astaci is the source of this 3670-nucleotide messenger RNA. RefSeq lists its product as hypothetical. The coding region runs from base 112 to 2841 and encodes 909 amino acids. The record is from RefSeq and is a predicted model, not a curated record. NCBI's taxonomy places the organism in Eukaryota, Oomycota, Saprolegniomycetes, Saprolegniales, Verrucalvaceae. Gene Ontology annotation, molecular function: protein binding; lipid binding. The transcript has 17 exons.
AUUUAUUCGAUACGACGUCAAUUUGGUAAUUUCGACAUUACUCCGAUCUAUCAUCAUACUGUACCCUUGGACCGAGAGCUACCGUCGCCGUCACCCUCGCAGCAUCGACACAUGGCGUUCUCUCCAACGGUCAUGUCUCCCCGACGAAGUGGCCAAGCGCAAAGCACGCUGCUCCCACCACUCUUGACGCGAUUGAUUCGGUUCACGGAAGGGGAUCGUGUCAAGACGAGCUUUGGCACGGGCAUCUUUCGUCACAAAAUCAAGGGUGUCAACGGUCGUCCGGUGUACGUGGUCGACAUGGAUGCCGGCGGAGUGCUGCAUUCUCAGACUUGCUGGAUGAUGCCACGACUGCCAUCGUUGACCGGCAACGAGAUUCCUCCAGGGUUGCCGGUGCAGACCCCGUCGAAUCGACCUGCCAUCGUCGUAGGCUACAACGUACUUGACAAGGUGUACGAGGUUCAGUACGACGACGACGGCUCGCGCGAAUCCCUCGAGAGCAAAUACGUCCGUCUGGCCGCGCGCACGCGCUGCCGCACCAAGUUUGGACUCGGUGUCGUCACGCAGUACAGACACGAUGAUGGGUUUUACGUGGUGCUCUUGGACUCGAACGCGACCGCGUUCCUUAAAGCGUCAAGCGUGAGUGCCGUGGACUUGCGACUACUGGGAAAAAUCCCCAAACCGCUCUCGGCCGAUCAAAUCCUCGCCGAAUUCAACGGCCGUCUCACGCAACAACAAGCCGACGCGUUGGCCGCGGCCGGGGAAAAUGCCUACUUGACUGUCCGCGCAUACUGCGAAAAGAACGCGUCGUCCCUGUCGUCCAUUGCAUCUACGUUUAACUAUGGCGCCGACUAUACCGCGGCACUCGGGUCGUUUGUAAACCCAGAAUUCCACGACGCCACAGAGAAGGUUCGCCAGGCAGGCGAGCGGGAGCUGCAGCGGCUCAUGGAGCUAUCCGACCUGGUUAAGACGAGGGUUGGGACCAAGUUGGCCACCAACGCCGAGCUCGUUGAACUGACAGCCCACUCCAAGAAGAUUUUGAAUUGCGUGGGCAGUUGCAUCGAGAUGAGACAAGUGGCGGAGCAACUGGCCAAGCAACUGCAAGCUGGUGCGCAGAGCGAGGACGGCGCUGCACUCAUAGCGCACUUCAAGACGAUGCUCCAAGCCCGCGUGGAGCAGCAGCAGCGUCGCAUGCGCAUGUUGAAGCCCGAUCAAUUCCUCAACGACCUAGAGCAAACGCUCAGUCCCCGUGGACUCAAGUCCAAGGGCAAGGCACUGAUGAACGAACUGGCGACCAAGGACAUGGCGCUAGCGUGCAUGGACCCGCUGGAAAUGUUGGAGCGCGUGGAGUCGUUUUUGCCCUGCGUGACCGAGCAAGCCACCGUGUUUAUCAAUGAAAGCGAAGUGAUGCUUGCCAAGUUCCAAGCCAGCAAACAAGGCCGGUCGAUCUUGGCGAAAGCGAAAGAAUUGGCACAAGUCACAGACGACAACCCGGCGCUGCUCCGGGAAAAGGUCACGGAAGCUGUCUCCAAGCUCAAAGUCAACGAGCUGGCCAAGUGGGGACGAACGUUGGCUGUGGAUGCGGCGGCGCGGCAAGAGUUUGUGGACCAGGUGAAGGACCGAUGCUUGGACUUUCUCAUGUCGGUGCUGCCGUCGAUUGAAGUCGACCCGAUCAUUGGCACUAAAGACGACAUCGAGUACACGUUGUCGCACUUGGAUUUGUCCAAGUUUAAAGUGCGCAAGGAAAAAGUGUCGGUCAAGCUGGGCGUGGCCACGGACGACGAUGUCUUAACAAUGAAAGCCACGCAUCUCAGUGCGAUCAUCCCAGGAUUGAAUUGGACAUUUGUGCAAAAGAAGUUUCCAUACUUGAACGGCGGGGGGACCGCCGACGCCGAAGUGCUGGGCGGGUGCGUGUCGCUGGGGUUUCGGGCGGAAAAGGUGGCCAUGGCGGACGGCACGUGGCAGCCGACGCUGGCAGUGUCGUCUAUCGAGAUUGAGAUCAAGGAGGACUUGACACUCCAGAUCAACGGCAGCUGGUUCUCAACCGUGUAUAACGUACUCGCGUCGGUAUUCAAAGACCUGAUCAAGGAUUACAUUGCGUCGACGUUGGAAGGCAGUUUGAUUGACCACGUCGUAUCGCUUGUGACUGUGCUCAAUGCGUUCAUGAAGGAGUACUGGCCCAUGCUGCUGCAGCUGCUCCAUGUCACAGUCGAAGAGCUGCCUUUGGCGAGCGCAUGGCGCGGGGCUAAGCCGCUUGCGCCGCCAAUGCCACACGAAGAAGACUUGACGUUUACGAGCUCCAACUUGCCCAUCGUGUUGGCCAAACGCACGCGAGACCGCAUGGCGCUGGUAUCGGGUGUGACGCUGCCAAACCUCAAGACAAGCACGCUCACGGACACCCAGCGCCACGAACUGUAUCGCAUUCCACUGCAAGCGACGAUUGUCGGCGUGAACGGGUUGUCCUGUGCCAAACUCACGUCGAAAGAGGUCGCGACGUUGCUCGAGACGUUGGCCGCGCCAGUGCAACUGCGCUUUGCCACGGCCGUGCCGGACGACAACUUUCAAGUCAAGCCGCGGCGGAUGCUGCGGACAUUUGACGUGUCCUUUGGCGAUGGACCUCUGGGGCUGAAACUACGUGCGCGGCCCCUGGCCACACAUGGAGUGAUUGUGGCGGGAUUCAUUCCAGAUCGAUCUGGUGGCCAUGACGAGGCCGAAGCUUCGUCGAGUUUGCCCGCCAUGGGACAAGGUGAAGCGAGUGGACAAAUUCGACCUGGCCAGCUGCUGCUUCGCGCCAACGGGAUUGACGUGCGCGCGAUGGCGUUUCCUGUGGUUCGUACAGUUUGAUGCGACACGGGGCUGUCGUGCAAUGCAAUAGUAUGUUGAAUGGAUAUACUGAAAUAUGCGACAAUGUUGCAGGUGCUGGAGACGCUCAAAAGCUUGCCGCGACCGGCGGUGCUGACGUUUUCAACCAGUCCGGAUGGCAUCGUGUCGUUCAAGACGUGGCCGCCGCUGGUGGACCUGGACCUAAAGGACUCGGCCGACCCCUGUCGCAGCUACGUGGUGGUCACGGGGUUCUCGAGGCUGCCUUCGUUUGGGAAAAACUCCAAGCAGAUCGCGGUAGACGACCGCGUUGUGGCUGUGAAUGGCACGUCGGUCACGAGUUUGCCGUACGACAAGGUGAUGGACGUGCUGCGGCAUGCGAUGGCGUCGCCGCCGUAUCGCGUCGACUUUAGUCGGGGCGGCGGUGUGGCAACGACCACGGUCACGUUUCCCAAAGGUCCCAUGGGCAUCUUGUUCCGCAGCGACAAGGUGACGAGUAGUAGUACAGUAGUGUCGUGGGGGACGACUGACCAGAGGCUGUGUGACAUCGUAGGACCAUGGCGUGUACGUCAAGAAGUUUGUGGCUGGCCUGGGCCCGGCCGAGCGGAGUGGACUCGUGUACCGCGGGUGUGCCAUCCUCCAAGUAUGUGGGAAGAACGUGGAUGGGUUGGAUGUGGAAGGGGUGCAGAGCAUGAUUGACCACGCACAGCCACCAUAUCACCUUACGGUCCGCGACAUGGACAUGGAAAACACGCUGUCACUGCUUUACAGUUAAAUUGGUUACGCGACUAACAUUGCAUUGUUUGGAUACAUAACACGUUACUACACUGUACAAGGUGUGAUGAGAUCCACC